This is a messenger RNA of Humulus lupulus (European hop), 1728 nucleotides long. RefSeq lists its product as uncharacterized. NCBI's taxonomy places the organism in Eukaryota, Viridiplantae, Streptophyta, Magnoliopsida, Rosales, Cannabaceae. Bases 1 to 1728 code for a protein of 575 amino acids. The record is from RefSeq and is a predicted model, not a curated record. The transcript is spliced from 2 exons. Gene Ontology annotation, molecular function: zinc ion binding.
AUGGGUACACAGUCUGACCCUAGGAAGUGGUCGCGAUCAGUUUCAGAUUUUUGUAAUCAAAAUCUUGAUGAUGGAGACUCAGAUGGUAUAUAUUUUGAGGAGGAGUUACACGAAUUGAAGUCAGAUGAUGAGUUUGAUGCUGGUAAAAAUUCCCAAGAAUUCAACCCGAAAACCAAAAUGCAAAACUUCCAAUUUGUUCUUGGCAUGGAAUUUGCCACUGUUACAAUUUUAAGGAAUGCAAUAAGGGAGUAUUUUAUUGAAGGUGAUCGAGAAUAUGUAUUUAUUGCCAAUGAUUCAAAUAGAGUUAGAGUUAAGUCCAAGGGUGCAAACUGUGAGUGGAUGUUGUUUGCUUCAAUAGUUAACAAGAUAGAUGGCAAAACAAUGAGGGUCAAAACACUUGUUGACAAGCAUAGUUGUGGCAUUGUUUUGGACAAUAAAAAGCUGACCUCAACUUGGCUUGCAAAAUACUUUUUGGAGCAAUUUAGGCUAAAUCCGAGGCCAAGACAAGCAAGGAAGAUGUUGGAUGGGUCUGUCAAGGAACAAUACGCCAUUCUUGAUGACUACUGUAAAAGGUUGUUGGCUACCAAUCCUGGCUCUACUGUGAAGUUGAAAACUGAUUUGGUUAAUGGGAGAAGGCAAUUUCAGCGUAUUUAUAUUUGUCUUAAGGCAUGUAGAGAUGGCUGGUUGGGGGGUUGUAGACCUCUAAUUGGUCUUGAUGGCUACUUUUUAAAAGGAUAUUGUAGGGGCAUUUUAUUGGCUGCAGUAGGCAUUGACGGUAAUAACUCCAUGUUUCCCAUUGCCUACUGUGUUGCUGAAAAGGAAAACACUGAGGUUUGGACUUGGUUCUUGGAGCUAUUGAAGGCUGAUAUUGGGAGUUUGAGUCCCACCAAGGUGACAAUGAUGAGUGAUCGUCAAAAAGGAUUAGAAAAUGCAGUGGGAGCCAUCUUUAGUGGGUGUGAGGUGAGGUAUUGUGUUAGACAUCUUCAACACAAGCUGAGUUUGCUCGAGCUUUUACUUAAGCAACUUUUGUGGGCAGCAGCGAAUACUACAACACAAGCUGAGUUUGCUCGAGCAAUGCAAGAAGUCAAGGAUGUCUCGGAUGGUGCUUACAAUUGGCUGGCAGGGAAGAACCCCACAGAAUGGACUAAGUCACAUAUUUCAGAGUACCCAAAAUGUGACAUUUUGGUGAAUAAUUUGUGUGAGAGUUUCAAUGCAGCCAUACUUGAUGCUCGCGACAAGCCAAUUAUAACUUUACUAGAGAAAAUUAGAUUUUGGUUGAUGUCUCAGUUUUAUAACAAAAAAGCUGAGUUGGAGAAGAUGACUCAACCUGUGGGGAAGAGAAUUUUGAAGAUAAUUGAGAAGCAAAAAGAGGUUGCAAAGCAUUGUCUGGUUACUAGGUCUGACAAGUUUCAGUUUCAGGUUCAAUGCAGUAAUGGUAGUGCCUUGGUUGUCGAUUUGGAAUUCAGAACUUGUACAUGUAGGAGGUUUCAACUAUCUGGGCUUCCUUGUGGCCAUGCACUAGCUACUAUCUGGUUCAUGGGAGGUAAUGUCUUUGAUUAUGUCCACGGAUUCUAUAAAAAAGAAUCAUUGCAAAAAUCAUAUGAACAGAGUGUGCAUCCUAUGCCUAGUCCAGAUAUGUGGCAUCAGACAGGACUCAACCCAAUUGAUCCAUCACCUGAGACGAAGCUGCCUGGAAGACCUGAGAAAGCUAGGAGAAGGGACAGAUGA